UCCCAUCGGGCCCCGGGCCCCGCAAUGGCUGAUGGGAGAUGAAGGCCGAGAGGAACACUACCACUCCCAUGGUGCUGCAGGACUCGCGAUUGCUGAUAAGACGUUGCUAAAUUACCCACAAUGCACUGCACCUCGUCUUUUCUGCCCCGCGUGUGGGGGCUGGGGUGGAGGAGUCCGCGGUUAAUCCGCUCCUCGCUCCCCUCAUCCUACCCGGCCUGGCAGCUGUCUGGGACCGAGGCCGCCAUGAGCAAGCGGAAGGCGCCGCAGGAGAGCCCCAACGCGGGGAUCACGGACUUCCUGAGCGAGCUGGCGAACUACGAGAGGAACGUGAACAGAGCCAUCCACAAGUACAACGCGUACAGAAAAGCAGCUUCUGUAAUAUCCAAGUAUCCAAGCAAGAUAAAAAGUGGAGCUGAAGCAAAGAAGCUGGAAGGAGUAGGGGCUAAAAUAGCUGACAAGAUUGAUGAGUUUUUAUCCACUGGAAAACUACGUAAGCUUGAAAAGAUUCGACAGGAUGAUACAAGCUCAUCUAUCAAUUUCCUGACCCGAGUUAGUGGCAUAGGCCCUUCUGCAGCUAGGAAGCUUGUAGAUGAAGGGAUAAAGACAUUGGAAGAUCUAAGGAAAAAUGAACACAAGCUGAAUCAUCAUCAGCGAAUUGGGCUAAAAUAUUUUGAAGACUUUGAGAAAAGAAUCCCUAGAGAAGAGAUGUUACAGAUGCAGGAAAUUGUAUUGAAAGAGGUUAAGAAACUGGACCCCGAAUAUAUUGCUACAGUCUGUGGCAGUUUCAGGCGAGGUGCGGAAUCAAGUGGGGAUAUGGAUAUUCUCCUGACCCAUCCAAGUUUUACUUCUGAAUCGACCAAACAGCCAAAGCUUUUGCACCAAGUUGUAGAACAAUUGAAAAAAAUCCACUUUGUCACUGACACGUUGUCAAAGGGUGAUACGAAAUUCAUGGGUGUAUGUCAGUUGACAGGCGAAGAAGAUGGAACCAAUUAUCCAUACAGGAGAAUCGAUAUCAGGCUGAUCCCCAAGGAUCAGUAUUAUUGUGGAGUACUGUACUUCACAGGCAGUGACAUAUUCAAUAAGAACAUGAGAACUCAUGCCCUAGAAAUGGGCUUCACAAUCAACGAGUACACAAUCCGGCCCUUGGGAGUUACUGGAGUUGCUGGGGAGCCCCUCCCAGUAGAGAGUGAAAAGGAUAUCUUUGACUACAUACAGUGGAAGUAUCGAGAGCCAAAAGAACGGAGUGAAUAACUUGCAUUCAUAGGUUUACUAGCUAGUGCUCACUUAUUUUGUAGCUUUUAUGAAUAAUCAUCAGAGUCAAAGCUAGGUGCAUAUUUAUUGCUUGAACAUUACUUCAGAAGGUGUAUAUUACUGACACUGUUUUUAACAAUAGUUCCAUGGCACUAGAGUAAAAUAUGUUGUAAAAUUAAAUCACCUAGCAUUGCAACUUGAUUACUUUCCUUUUAUUCAAAAAUAUCUUUAAUACAGACGUGGUUUUUAUCUGAAUUUUAAUUAGUCCCUUUGCUAAGGUGCUAAGAUAAGUCUGCAGGGAAGAUGAGGAACCAAGCAGCUCCCUCACGAUAAAAUUCCUCCUAGAUUAAAUUGGGAAUUGGUCCAGAUUUUUGUCUUCUAAUAAUAAAUUAUAGUCUGCCUUUGUCUCCCUGGGAUACUGGAUAUCUGUGUUUAGAAAGCACAGCUUUUGUUUUAUUACUUUCCCAUACAAUUUCCAUGGAAAAAUGUGGCUGCUCAACAAGGACAAUUACUAUUAGUGUAUUCAGUGGUGGCUUCUAAAUGAAGAUAUUGUGUUUGUCUUUCAUAAAAGUCAAUGCACUUGUCAUAAAUUAUAUUUAAAAUAGUCACCCUGUGAAUAGAUUUAUGGGUGGCCAAGUUAGGUGCAAAAUAAUGAAGAAAAGUCACACUAUCCCCUCUUGUCUCUGACAGUAACAGCAUUAGUCCAUGGGGUCGCUCUCUCUGCGUAAAGAAAACUGCAUUUUAAUUUUGAUACAUUUCCCUGAAGUGCUGCAAGUCAAAGGUCAAAUCUGCAGACUUCACAACCAUAAUAAACUUUAAAAAGCUGAAAA
Molecule: messenger RNA, 2081 nt
Organism: Chelonia mydas (Green sea turtle)
Lineage: Eukaryota; Metazoa; Chordata; Testudines; Cheloniidae
Gene: POLB
Product: DNA polymerase beta
Exons: 14
Coding region: 121-1251 (376 amino acids)
Biological process (GO): double-strand break repair via nonhomologous end joining
Cellular component (GO): nucleus
Molecular function (GO): DNA binding; DNA-directed DNA polymerase activity
Source: RefSeq, a predicted model, not a curated record